AUGGCGAAGUGGGGGUUUGACCCCAGCUGGGGUCCAGAAUUCGGGAUGCUCACAGCCGCCGCGCUGCAGUUGGAAGGCCGCCCAGGGGACCGGGUGAAUUUCUCCUGCGUGGGGGUCUCACAACCCACGCGCUGGGCCUGGGCGCCUAGCUUCCCAACCUGCAAGGGCCUGUCCAAAAGACGCCGCCGGAUCCUGUGGGCAUCUUCGAGCGGGACCCCCACCGUGUCUCCCGUCCAGCCCUUUGUGGGCCGCCUACGAGCCCUGGACCCCGGUAUCCGGCGCCUAGAGCUGCUCCUGAGCGCGGGGGACUCGGGCACCUUUAUCUGCAGGGGCAGCCACAGGGACGAGAGCCGCACGGUGCUUCGCGUGCUGGGGGACGCGGCCGAGUGCAGGGCGCCGGGGCCCGGCCAGGCUCCACUGGUGAAAGCCGAGCCGCAGAGACCAGUAAAGGAGGAGGAGCCCAAGACUGCAGGGGACCCGGACCAGGAGUCGAGCCUACUCUACGCAGACCUGGAUCACAUGGCCCUCCGAAGGCCCCACCGGUUGUCCCCAGUGGUCCCUGCUGAUUCCUCCACCAUCUAUGCGGUUGUAGUUUGAAGGAAAGCCCUUACUCCAAACAUCACAAGCUGGGGCCUCCCAGUUCUCCAUAACCACCCUCUCCCUCUCCGACUUUCCCCGGAAAAUGAAGGCACCAUGGGGUAGAAAUGAGCACUAGACUGGGAGUCAGGAGAGCUGGCUUCCAGGCUAUCCCUGCUGCCAAUCUUGCUCCUUCUGUUACCCCAUUUCCUAUAACCUCUGUGCCUCCUUUAUCACUGGACCUCCACCGUGUCUCCUCUCUAAACCUCAUCAAGCCCUGUCUCCCCAUCUUACAACAUCAGCCACUCCAAGAUAGUUGUCUCAUCUCUUCCCUCCCCUCCAAUCAGGCUCCUCCACCCAGGGGCCUGCACCGCUCUUCCAUUUUCUUCUUUGCUCCACGGCCACGAGGUUGCCGGUGGUGUCCUAAUGGCCACACCCAGUAGACAUUCUUUAGCAUUCGCCUGACUUGGCUUUUGAUGACUCCCUUCCUUAAGCUGUUUUUGUUAAUGCUGAUAUCUUCCUCCUGGACUCCUUUUCCUGUCUCCCUUCCCCCAUGGUAUUCCCCACCAUUCUAGGUUUGCCCUCUAUCUGCCUUCCUCUUCUGGGAAGCUGUUACCACAGUGGCCUUAUCCCUUACCUUGGCAAAUGACACCCAGAACUCUCUCCAGAUCAGAUCUCAGACAUGGGAUUUCCAAACUAUCCCUCAGACAUCCCUUCCUAUCUAGCCCUACACGUUUUGCGCACAGCAAGUCCAAAGCUCAUUGUCAUCUCCCAAACCUCUUCUGUAUUUGCUCUUGAUCAACCCUGUUGCCCAAGCCAGAAACUGAGAGUCAUGCAGCAUCCUUCCUCCCCCACACAAUGAACCAAGUCCUGCUAUUCUAUUUUAACAUCACCGUCAAAUCUACAGCCUUCUUCGUGUCCAGGGCUGCCACCUGAAUGUACUGUCCUCAUUUCCCUGGGCUGCCCAUAGCCCCACCUCAUCCUUCUGCCCUUGCCCUCCUCCCUGAAGCCAGAGAGAUCCUUCCCAAAUACCAGCCUGCUUCUGACAGCCUGUAUUUCAGAUCUGUAGCAUUUCUUUCCUUAACCUUCAGCUCUGGGCCCACGGGCCUUGGCUUUGGGUACAAGGUACUGCAGUAUCUUGCCUGCUCUCCAGGCAUAUCUCUGUCACAUCACAUGCACACAACACACCAGCCUUGAAGAAAUUCUCCCCAGGCCCCAAGUGCUGUAUGCCUUUGUCCAAUGCAAUUCCUUCUUCAUGGAUUACCCUUUUCCCUCCUCUCCACUACCUGCCUGGCUAAUUAUUAUUAAUCCUCAGGACUCAGUUCAAGCGUAGCCUUCUGGGAAGCCAUUCUGACCCUCUUUGCCAUCCUGCAUACUUUUUGAUGCCCUGGGAGUCCUCUUACUUCUCUCAUAGCAACAGCCUCCUGUGAAUUGUCCCAUCACGACCUGUCUUUCACUUUGUAAGAAAUGUGAGUUCUCUGAUAUCAGGAGACUGACCCUUUUCAUAUCACUGCUAAGUCUCAGUAAAUGAGUGAAUAAAAGUUAAUAUCUCUGCAAA
This is a messenger RNA of Miniopterus natalensis, 2134 nucleotides long. The record is from RefSeq and is a predicted model, not a curated record. Lineage: Eukaryota; Metazoa; Chordata; Mammalia; Chiroptera; Miniopteridae.